AUGUCGAAAAAGAACAAGGGGAAGAAGGUCGCAGACCCCAAUGAGACAUCCAAGCUCUUGGCUGCCAAAAUAUCGCAGUUGGAGCAAGAUGCUGCCGGAGAAAAGGAUCAGGAGGCAGAAAUCGAGCGCGAAGUUAAGAAGGCUACGAGGGACCUGAACCAACUCCUUAGCAAUAUCGAAUCUCCGAUGACACGGCUCGAGACGGUUCACAAAAAGUACACCGAACUACUGGCCGAUAUGAAGAAGCUAGAUCGCGACUAUUCUAAGAGCAAGAAGCGGGCCGAUCAACUGCAGAAGGAUCAGGACAAGGGCAAAUCCGAGUUGAACAAAACCGUUACUAUGAAGGAUAAAUUAGAAAAGCUGUGUAGGGAGCUAACCAAGGAAAAUAAGAAGGUCAAGGAUGAGAACAAGAAGCUUGAGGAGACCGAAAAGAAAGCGCGGCUUAUUGUUAACGAACGCCUCGAUUCUCUGCUGUAUGAUAUUCAGGACGUCAUGGCUGCCAAAGGGAAUCCCCGCAGUGAGAAAGCGGACAUCGAUCUAGACGAAGCUUUGCGCGCAAAGAUCAAAACUAUUGGCGAGAAAUUUGAAAUGCGCGAGUUACAUUACAAGGCACUCCUUCGCAGCAAGGAUGCCGAGAUACAAUGCCUUACCGCCAAGUACGAAGAGCAGCGCCGUACAGCCGAGAAUGAAGCCGCUCGUUGUCGUGCUCUGAGCUCCCAGGUCUCUACCUUCUCGCAUACCGAAGCCGAACUACGCAGUCAACUAAACAUCUACGUGGAAAAGUUCAAGCAGGUAUGGACCGAUGUCGAUGGCUUGCUCGGCCUCAGCCUCGUUUUGACCGCUGGUAAUAAUAAUAUCGCAGGUGGAGGAUACGCUGAACAACAGCAACGAGCUUUUUCUUACGUUUCGCAAAGAAAUGGAAGAGAUGUCCAAAAAGACCAAACGGCUAGAGAAGGAAAACCACACCCUUACACGGAAGCACGAUCAAACGAACCGCAACAUACUCGAGAUGGCGGAGGAGCGCACAAGGAAUCAUGA
Molecule: messenger RNA, 1038 nt
Organism: Aspergillus niger
Lineage: Eukaryota; Fungi; Ascomycota; Eurotiomycetes; Eurotiales; Aspergillaceae
Exons: 4
Coding region: 1-1038 (345 amino acids)
Molecular function (GO): syntaxin binding
Source: RefSeq, a predicted model, not a curated record